UGCUUGCUCUCGGCGAGGACAGUUGCCUUAGACUCGGGGACGCGUGCGAGUUGGCUGGCUUCGGUCGCUUCAGAGUUAGACACAACACCUUCGUCAUCCCUUCCUCCUCCUCCUCCUCCUCCUCUCCCUCAUGAUCUUCCUGUUCCCUCACAUCCUUUAGUUCCUCCCUUCCCUUAUUAUUACCAUUCCACACCUUAUCUCCAUCACUCACGGUGGCAAAAGCGCUACUAAGAAAAGAUUGUUGUUUUCUUCCGCUAUUGUGAUUUCAAAACCGAAGCAGAUUCGAACUCCGUCUCGUUGCGAAUUGAGACAAAGAAAAAAAAAAACACGUAAAGAGAAGGAGAAUGAAAGAAAGAGAAGAUAUACAAACAACAAAUCAAACGUAAACCAUAGAUCAAAAUUUCGAAAUCUCUCUUCCAGUUCCAAUUUAGAGAGAGAAAAAAAAAGCGUAAACCGAAAAUAAAAGAAACAGACAAUGCAUCGGCCGACCCAGCAAGAGGCUCAUGAACCCAGGAGAUUCAUGUAGUCCGUAACAGUGACUACUUCAACUCCAUUUUAAUAAACACAAUUGGGUAUCAUCAUGCCCAUGUUUUCCGCGGGGUUUGGGCAUGAAAAAGGCUGCUUCCCUCGAGUGCAACAUAUAACUGAUAUUUUAGAAGACGAGAUUGAUAUCUUGCCCUCCCAGCUUAAGACAGUGGUGGAAGGGAGUGGCAAGCUCGACUUUGGAGAGUAUGAGCUUGAACUUUGGGAUCUGAGGUAUAAUUCUAUGCUUCAAGGCCACGUCAAGAAAAUGCAGGGUGGACGGAAUAACAGUAAAUCGUGGUUGUGCGAUUGGCUCAGACCCAUGUGCCUGCCAAUCACAAUCAUCGUCACGCUGUCAAUGCUGAUUGUUGUCGUUGCCAUUCUUGACGACAACGUGACAAACAACGAGGCCAAGCAGUUGAAUUGUAAUAAGUGCAGUUUCCAGUUGGUUGAGAGCAUCCCAGAGAACCUAACAUACACGCCUGGGAGUGUGCAUUAUCCAAGUAUCUACAAUGCAUGGGUGACUCUUAUCAACAAUGCGGAAACCUCCAUUGAUAUUGCGGCUUUUUAUUGGACGCUCCUGUCGGAUGAUAUUGAAAAGAAGCCUCAUCCUUCUGCGUGGGAAGGGGAAGAUAUUUUGCAUCGUCUUAAUGUCACUGGUCAGCGUCCGAAUAUAGCAAUCAGAAUAGCUCAGAACGCACCAUCGAGAGUGUCUCCACAGCGUGAUAGUGCAAUGCUAGCAGAGGCUGGGGCAGCAGAGGUUCGAAGUGUGAAUUUCUCGCACUUGAUGGGUGCUGGCGUUCUGCAUACGAAGAUGUGGAUUGUUGACGGCAAGCAUAUUUAUCUCGGAAGUGCAAAUAUGGAUUGGCGAUCACUGACGCAGGUCAAGGAAGUUGGUAUCUUGAUCACAAAUUGCUCAUGCUUGGCUGAAGACAUGAGCAAGAUCUUUGAGGUAUACUGGCAGUUGGGCAAGAAAGGAGCUGAGAUUCCUGCUGUUUGGCCUCGCGACUUGCAGACAGAAUUCAACAUAGAGAACCAGAUGUCCUUACCUCUCAGUGGGUCUGAAGUAAAAACUUAUCUCUCGAGUUCUCCACCACCAUUCUGCCCAAAAGGGAGGGCCAAUGACAUUGAUGCUAUUGUUGAUGUCAUAAACAAAGCAGAAAAGUUUGUGUACAUUGCAGUGAUGGAUUAUUUCCCCAGAAUGCUAUACAGCAAAGAUAAGAAGUUUUGGCCAGUUAUUGACGACAGGUUGCGCGCUGCUGCAUACGAGAGGAAGGUGCGCGUGCGUCUCCUAGGGUCGCACUGGAACCACACUCGAGCUGACAUGAAGUAUUUCCUGAAGUCUUUGCAGGAUCUCACAAGCACAUUCACCGGAAUAGAUAUUGAAACUCGCUUGUUUGUAGUGCCGGCAUAUACUGAUGAGCAGCGGAGCAUUCCUUUUGGUCGUGUAAACCACAACAAAUACAUGGUGACAGAUAACACAGCCUAUAUAGGCACAUCAAACUGGAGUGCGGACUAUUUCAUAAACACCGGUGGCAUCGGGUUGAUUGUGAACGAAACGGAUUCAACGGCAACAAAAGGCGGCGAUGCAGAUGCAGAGGCUCCUUCCCUUCGGCAUCAACUUCAGGCUCUGUUCGAAAGAGACUGGACCUCGGAACAUGCAAAACCCAUCGAUGAAUUCUUUUAGCUCGGAUGCGGGAGAGAGUCUGACGAUUAUCUGAGGGUUUUAUCUAUUGUGGGUUUCUUUUUUUAUUACUUAUUUUUAUUGACAAUUUUUAUUCCCAUUAGCUUGCUUGUUUUAUUUAUUUUGAACUGGGUUUACGUUUAUAUAGAUUUAUAUAGUGGUGAAUGCAAUGAUAAUGUUGAAAGAGUGAAUUUUAAUAAAAAACUAUAUGAUGUAUAAAUAAAAUAAGUCAGGAUAUUAAACAGGUGUUUCAUGUCAUAUGGAUAUUAUUGGAAAGUUGCUCUCUAAUUUGUAAGUUAUUGAUAAUUCCACCUAUUUUGAAUAAUAUGUAGGGAUAAAGUAUAUUCCUUUUUUUCUUUUAAACAAUGUGAUAAGAGAAUGUGAUGUAUCAGUAUAUAUUACUGUUUUGAUCUGUUUUUAAUGUUUAAUGAAAUCAUUUUCUGUGUAUUAGAACAUUCACCAGAUGUCACAAGUAUCAUUUCAUAUGCUGGGUAAUAAUAUCAGCAGAAAAGUUACAAAAAGUUAUUAGAUAUAUGUUUGGGAAAUGGUGAUUUGUUAUAUGAAGCAAUUCACUUACUUUUUCCAAAAUUUGAAUGGACAAAAUAAAACCGAUACUGAUCUAGGAUGUAACUGUAAACUUAUAGCCUAUUAAAAUUAUUCUGAUUUUUUUUGUCUUUUUUCGGAAUGCAGUAGGAAGAAAAUUGAAGUCAUGGACAAAACAAACAAAAACUGUCAGUUAAUCAGUGAAUAAUAUAUUGUUGCAUCUCCAGUAUUUUAAAGAAAUGUAUUUGUAAUAAGUACAAUAUUGAUCUUAAAAAAAUAUGGAGAGGUUUAUAAGGCAUUAUCAAAGUCACUGAUUCCAAAAUUUAACACAAAUACACACAACACUGUUCUCAUUUACAUAUAAUUCAUUUUCAGUUAUGGUUUUGUUAUACCUGUGAGUUUGAUUUAGAUGUGCUACUGAUUUUAAUUCUUAAUCAAAAAUAUUAAUGAUAGAGAUGCAGUGAUCACAUAGCACAGUAGCUAAAUCUUUUGUGAUUUACAGUAAGAAUUUAUGUGAUGGGGAUGUAAAUAGCAUUAAUUGUAUAUUUACUUUUGUACAGUGACUUGGCAAAGGGGUGAUGCACUUUUUGCAGCGAGACUGUCAUUGAUUUUUUUUUAACGGCUUAUCUAAAGAGCCUGUUGUAAUGAUAAUAUUGCCUGUAUACUUUUUUCUUGUAUUUGUGUCCAUUUUCUAGACUUCACUUGCAUUCCUUUUACUUCAGAUGAAUUGCAUUUUUAUCAAAAAAUCUGACUUUUCUCUUUUGUCAAGGAAUUGUGGUUAGGAAGAAUGCUUAUUUGAUGGCAAAAUAGUAAAAUUUAUUGUGAUUGUGGUUCAGAUUUUUUUUUUUUUUUUUUUUUUUUUUCUUUAGUAAUGUAGGCUCUUUACAGGAAGCAUAUUUCAUAAUUCAUAAUCAAUGAUUUAUUAAAUAUUCAUAUAUAAAUAUUUAUAUAUAUUUUGAAUUCAUCAAUAUAUACCAAUUUUCACUGUAUAUUGAGACAUACUGUUGUACUAAUGAACAUCAACAUUGUAUAAUCCAAAAAUAGUAUUAGCAGAUAGAAAAUACUCAAUUUUAAAAUUUGUGUAAUGAUAGUUUAAUUACUUUCAUUGGUAAUUUACUAUAAUUAGUUGACAAGAAUUCUAUAAUUACAAAGUGUCAAAAUUUAAGCUUACUUUUAAUAUCAAUUUAUAUAUUUUGUGAUGUGUAUAUUUUUAUAAUGAGAAAUGUACUCCUUUUAGAAGUUUGUCUUUGUGAAGUUAUUCUUUG
Messenger RNA from Penaeus indicus, 4014 nucleotides. RefSeq names its product 5'-3' exonuclease PLD3-like. The record is from RefSeq and is a predicted model, not a curated record. Gene Ontology annotation, molecular function: catalytic activity. Lineage: Eukaryota; Metazoa; Arthropoda; Malacostraca; Decapoda; Penaeidae. The transcript has 12 exons. The coding region runs from base 581 to 2209 and encodes 542 amino acids.